AUGUCUGAGAGUGUGAAUUUUCAAAGUGCUUGUUCUCAAAGUGUGAUUUCGUCUUCGAGGAACAACAAUGGUGUUCUUUGCCAUUGUAAAUGUGAAGCUCCCAUUGUGAGGGCUUGGACUCGGGAAAACCCAGGUCGCAGAUUCUAUGGUUGCAGAGGUUUUGGAGUUGGGAAUGGGCAUGAGUCUUGUAACUUCUUUCGCUGGUAUGAUGUGGAGAAACCACAUGGAUGGCAAUAUCUUGCCUUACAGGAGGCGAGAGAAAUAAUGCAGGAGCAGAAAGAAGAGAUUGCAAAUCUGAGGGCCAAGGUAAGAUCAUUAACUCAUGAAUGCUCCAACGAAUUUUCAAGGGAACUAGAAGAUGAAAUGAAGGAGAAAGGUGAAGAAUGUGAAGCUCUCAAAAGGGAAGUGUUGAUUCUAAGUGAGAGGAGCUCUAUGCUUCGUAAUGCUCUUGUUGCUUCAUAUGUUGGAUUUGGUGUGGUUGUUGGAGGGAUAAUGGUGAUGUCGAGGUGGUGA
Messenger RNA from Brassica napus (rape), 513 nucleotides. RefSeq lists its product as uncharacterized. NCBI's taxonomy places the organism in Eukaryota, Viridiplantae, Streptophyta, Magnoliopsida, Brassicales, Brassicaceae. Gene Ontology annotation, molecular function: zinc ion binding. Bases 1 to 513 code for a protein of 170 amino acids. The record is from RefSeq and is a predicted model, not a curated record. The transcript has a single exon.